Messenger RNA from Protopolystoma xenopodis, 837 nucleotides. NCBI's taxonomy places the organism in Eukaryota, Metazoa, Platyhelminthes, Monogenea, Polystomatidea, Polystomatidae. The record is from the annotation of a GenBank genome assembly.
AUGAGCAAGGAUCGGGAAUGGCUGCCUCAAGCCGAUCACAAUCAGCUAUCUUGGAGCUUUGCGUUCGCAGUCAUUGCUGGCUUCUUCAGCCUCUUCGCGGCGCUCGCCAUGUCCACGAACUACAUAGCCCUGCACAGCCAGCACCUGUUGGAAGAGUCUAGCCAGACUGAAGCAUUGCUCAAGUCCGGAGCGCAUGGCGGUGCAGGCUCGGUGUUCGGUGGCACCUUACCUCCUGGUUCUGGCGGUUACGAUGCUUCCGGUGGAGCACAUUUGCUCGCCGGCACUGACUCGCGACUUGGGGGCGGCGUGCCCUCGUUGUUCACCGCGCCGCCAGUCUCCGCCUUCUACUCCUCGGUUUUAGGAGGUCCGGCUGCCAGUGCGUUCAGUCAUGCCACCAGCCACCUGACCCCGGGGACCGGACUUGCAGGAGCGCCCGGUGGAGCCACUUCAGCGGCCACAGUAUCCGCCAGGCUGCGAGAACAACUGCAGUCGGCUCGUCAGACAAAACAGGCCGUGAUGGGCUACAUGGCCGGCGGCAUUGGGCCUGCGGCUAUCGGGCCGGCUGCCUCAGUCCCCGUGGAAACGUCAGCUCCUGGCCUGGCUGGAGUUGCGCAGCCUCAGUUUCUUGGCUCCAUGGCCUCGCUGCAUGGCGUCAACAUGCCUCCGACUCAACUGGGAAGUUCUCCACACUUUUCGCCGAGCGCCACAAUGCAAAAUCCCAACAGCCAGUACGGCUCUCUGGCUAGACCGAUGCCAUCUACGUCGGUAUCUGGUGGUGCAACGGCCGUCUAUGGCUCGCCGCCACAGAUGAGCCUGGCUAUGGAUACCACAGUUUAG